This is a messenger RNA of Prorocentrum cordatum, 653 nucleotides long. Lineage: Eukaryota; Dinophyceae; Prorocentrales; Prorocentraceae. The record is from the annotation of a GenBank genome assembly.
AGGGUCGCAAUUUGUGCUCCAGCUGAGACUGGCAAGAGGGCAGCAGCCGAGCCCGCCCUUGCGAGACAGAAGCGCGGCAAUAGCGAUGGCCGAGGGCGCCAAGGCAGAGAAGGUCCAGUGCUUCGGGCGCAAGAAGACGGCCGUGGCGGUGGCGCUAGUGCGCACGGCGAAGGAGGGCGCGAAGGGCGGCCAGAUCCGCAUCAACGGUUGCCCCAUCACCACGGUGAAGCCCGACAUCCUGCGCGUCAAGGUCUACGAGCCGCUCCUGCUCCUCGGGGCCGACAGGUGGAAGAAGGUGGACAUCCGGCUGCGCGUGAAGGGCGGCGGUUACACCUCGCAGAUCUACGCGCUCCGGCAGGCCAUUGCGAAGGGCAUCGUGGCUUACUACCAGAAGUACAUCGACGAGGCCUCCAAGAAGGAGAUCAAGGACGUCCUCAUGGCCUACGAUCGCUCGCUGAUCGUGGCGGAUCCGCGCCGCUGCGAGCCGAAGAAGUUUGGCGGCCGCUCGGCGCGCUCGCGCUUCCAGAAGUCCUACCGCUGAGUGCAUCUUGGAGCGGCGAGGAGCGUCGAUCUGUGGCGACGGGGCAAAGGAGCUCGGCUUGGCUCCUCCUCCUCCGCUGCAUUGCCAAACGUCCCCCAUUCGUCGAGGCUCC